AUGCGAGUCUGGAGGCCUCAGUGGAGAAGUCUGAGGUGGCCUCACUUGCUGACUGAGCAUGCACACCUGGAGGACAGCUUUCUCUUCUGUGAAGACCUUGGUCAUCGGGGCUCUGGGGAAGGAACUGAACCCAGGAAGAAGGCCAUGACCUGGGGUACAGGGGAGCCACCCCAGGCCCAAACCUUGGAGAACUUCAGUGUCCGCACACUCUAUGACAAGCUUGAGGACCAGAGUCUGCAUGUGGCUGCUCAGCUGAGCAGACACCAGAGGGAUGCAUCGGCUUUCUACAAGGCGGCUGGUCAGCAGCUCCAGGGGCUCCAGGACCUUCUGCAGGUCCUUAGCAUGACAGAAAUGAGUGCUCUGGGCAGGGAUGGACGUGAGACAGAAGCCAGAGACACCACAGGGACUGAGACAGGGAGGAGUGAGAUGUCACGGGGCAGCGACAUUGCUGCUUCUCCUGAAGAGCACUGGCCACGUGCUGUAGGCUGCACCCCCAGUGUCUCUUCCCUGGGCUUUCAGCCAGAGCUUGACAGAGCCAUUGCUGCCCUGGCGUCUGUUCUUUCUCAGGCAUAUGGGCCACUGGCUGGGAUCAGCAGGAAGGCUUCUGGUCAGUACAAUGAGCGGCCUUCAUCUAAUAGUCAGCAUGGCCCACAUCUGAUCAGCCAGCCUCCACCCUCUGCCUGGGAGCCUCAGAGCACAAGACCCAAGCAAGACCCAAAACCUCUGUGGCUUCCCCACGGUGAUGCUAAAGAAAGAAGCACCCAAAGCCCAGGUCCUGGGACAUGGCUUCUCAAGGCUGGCCUUGGGCGUGGAGCUGAGGCUGAGCUACAGAGAAAGACAAAACAGGUGGAAGAUGAUUUGGACAAGCUGAAUGAGGAGUUCUUCCAGCUAACUACUCAAGCCUUGGAGCUCCAGAAGGUGGACAAGCCAGACCAAUUACCCCCAGGGGAAGCCAAUACCUUUGUGGUGGCUUCCAGCAUCCUCCCUGGUGUGUGGUGGGACGACAGAGCUGACCCCAUGGAGGCAGGUCAGCCCAGCAGAAAGAAGACUGGGCACUGGGCCCUGGAGAGAAAGCAGGCUCUGGCCCUGGAGGUUCAGAGAGUUCACGUGGCCCAAAAGAUUGAAGACCUGGAAUGGGAGCUGUCCCUGCUCCUCCAGGUGGCAGAAGGUGGCUUGAGAGCAGAAAGAAGCCAGCCCAGCUGUGGGGCUGUCCUGGAAGGCUCUGAGUCACACUGAGAUGGCCACCUGCAGAAAGCACCUUCUCCGCUAAGGAUGUGUC
Molecule: messenger RNA, 1279 nt
Organism: Fukomys damarensis (Damara mole-rat)
Lineage: Eukaryota; Metazoa; Chordata; Mammalia; Rodentia; Bathyergidae
Exons: 9
Coding region: 1-1236 (411 amino acids)
Source: RefSeq, a predicted model, not a curated record